This is a messenger RNA of Pieris napi, 36111 nucleotides long. Its product is annotated as titin-like. Gene Ontology annotation, cellular component: dendrite; microtubule; synapse. Gene Ontology annotation, molecular function: microtubule binding; actin binding. The transcript is spliced from 10 exons. Gene Ontology annotation, biological process: regulation of microtubule depolymerization; dendrite development; microtubule cytoskeleton organization. Bases 67 to 33651 code for a protein of 11194 amino acids. Lineage: Eukaryota; Metazoa; Arthropoda; Insecta; Lepidoptera; Pieridae. The record is from RefSeq and is a predicted model, not a curated record.
CAGCGGUCGACUGUGCGCUAUCUUCUGGGCGAACCGUCGGCAGUCGCGCCGGCGCCGCCGUCGGCGAUGGACCACGACGAGGACAGGUCCUUGUCCCUGGGAACGGAGGUCUCGGCCUCCGUACCCCCACCGAGUCCUCUCACGGGAUGCUAUCUCCUUGCUGUCAUCGGCGAGCCCCACACUCAAGAACAUAAGGAAAUUAUUCUGCAGCGCCUCGCUAAAGGCCUGCUAUCAUGGGACGCUGGCGAGCACCAGGUCGAUUUGGAGAAGGAACUGGCCACCCUCACGGCACAGGCACCCGAGGGGGAGGAGGCCAGAUAUGGCGAGCGACUAAUCCAGUACGCUUCAGAAAACCUGGUGACGGAGAUCCUGAUCCACCCACAGAUGAACACGCUGAUGCAGUGUAUGAGGAACCUGCUCAGCUCUUUCACUCGGCACAGACACCUGGUCCACGCCGGUUACACCUUCGCGGGUAACGGCUCUUGGAUCAUGCAGGACGGGACAUUUUCACUGGCUGACUUCACAGACGCCUACCAAGAGAACGAGGUGCAGCGCGUGAUUCGCGCAUACGAGAACUCCAUUUCUAUUGACAUACAUUGCUCAGUCGCAAAUGGCGAAUGGGCCAAGCUCCCGGACAUGCCUUUCGUUAAGCACUGCAAGAUUCGUGUCAACCCCACUGACACUCUAGACUCUGGCUCGCCAGCCAUUAAGAAUUUUAUCGCGUACCUGGAACCUUACAUCGUUCCAGCCAGCUUGGAACAGCUAUUGGUUCCCAGUGACGUGGUCGGUAACAUUCGAUUCAGCCACCCCACUCUUUACGUCUUCCCAGGAGGACAGGGUGACGCCGCCCUCUUUGGAAUUAAUGGAUUUAAUAUGCUAGUUGAUGGCGGUUUCUCCCGCAAGGCGUGUUGGUGGGACUUUGCCCGGCAUCUGGACAGACUGGAUGCUGUCCUGUUCACCCGGUUGAACAACUGCUCCAUGUCUGGCAUGGCUGCCGUGUUGCACAGGAAAGCUACUGCCAAUGUCUACCCACAGAUCGGACAUUUUUUCUGUAAUCUUGAAGAUCGGCGUGGCAUAUCAAGUCCUGAUGGAGAUAAGGAUUCAGAUCCCCUCAUGGUAUCCCUGCUGCAGGCGGGCUCUGACAUGAUGGCUGAUCUCCGACACAUUAACCUCAAACCACAACAUUGCUAUCGAAGCCCAGAACCAAUCAACUUGUACCACAAAGUUGGACAUGGCACAUUGGAUAUGUUUGUUUUAAAUCCGUCCAAAGACUCCAAAUAUGUACGUGAUUUUUUAAAAAGAUGGCAUAACAGUGAACAAAAACUUUUUGAAGGUGCUAGUGCAUCUGGACCUUUUAAUUUUCCAAUUCCCAACUUAGUAUCAAUAUGUGCAUUAUUAGUUUGGCGGCCAGCAAAUCCUGAUGACAAUAUAACUAGAAUUAUGUUUCCUGGUUCUACCCCACAGCAUAAAAUAUUUGAAGGGUUAGAAAAACUUAAACAUCUUGAAUUUCUUCAACGUCCAACAUAUACAGGACGACAGAUGUCCGCUGCGUCUAACAUUGUAACAAGCAAAACUUCGGCUACUUUGAGUACUGCUGCGCCCAUAAAGAACACAAAAACUCUAGCUUCCAAGAUAAAUCGAGAGAAGAUUGAAAAAAAAGAUGAAAAGAGUAUUGAGACUGAUAUGCAGGUUUCAAAGUUUGAUAAAAUUAAAGAGGUUUCCAAUAAUGUUAUUGACAAUAAGUUAAUAAGUGAACUUGUUGAUGAAGAGAAUAAACAACUAGAAUCUGUUUUAAAUGAGGCCAUUAUAAGUCAUGUGGACACAAAAUUAGAUGAAAAAAUACUUCAAACUGAUAUCGCAAAAGAUAGCAAGCAGAAGAAAGGCAAGAAAAAAGAAAAAUCUACAGAUAUAAAGACUAAACGGAUGGAUAAAACCGACGAAACCAAAGAUACUACUCACUCAAAGUUCGACACAAAGAAAAUCGAUGUAGACAAUAAAUUAAAAGCUGAAGCAAAGAAAAAAUCAGAAAAACCUAAGUCUGAAUUAUAUGCCACAAAAAGUAGAACAAAUCGGAUAACGCAAAAAAUUACAGAUCGAAAAACUACGACUUCUUUAGAUAAGAAAAUUGUGGCUGAUGACAAAAAAUCGCCGCCCGCAACACCAAAGAAAUCCAUUGAUGUCAAAAGUCAGUCGCAGUUAGCUAAAGACAAAGUAAAACUAAAGACCAGAAAAGUUAGCCCCGGAAGCACUCCAGCAAAAAGCGUUAAAGAAGCUAGCAACAGAAGAGUUGUUGAGUCGAAAUAUAAACAAGCUUCGCCGAAACGGGAUUUAAUACAAAAAGCAGGUGAAAAAAGGGAACCUAAAAUGAAAAGAGAGCCAAUAUCUAGAAGACCUAGGCCAGUUACAUCGCCAAUUAAGGGACUCAAAUCUGCUAAGAGUCCAUCAAAGAGUAUAAAAUCUUCAAAGGCUGAUACAUCUAAGCUUAUGGGAUUACAAAGAGUUAAUUACGAAGAUAUAUUAAAAGAGGCUAAAAAGUCUGAUGAGGAAACCUCAAAAUCUUUCGAUGAGAUCAAACAGCAAGAGUUUGAUGAGCGAGAAGAGCAAGAAAUUGUUAGAGAAAUCGAAGCGGUCUUUAAUAGAGAUAGUGAAGUGGAAGAACGAGUAGAAUACGUUGGCAGAUCUGAUAUAGAAAAGAUCACUUGUCUACUAGAUGAUACUAAAACAGGAAACAUUGACGGUGAUUUUGAAGAAGAGUAUUUAAUUAUAGAAAAGGAAGAAGUCGAACAAUAUACAGAAGAUUCUAUCGUUGAGAAAGAAGAUGAGCUACGGAAACACAUAAAAGAUAAAGAGGAAUCUGAAAAGAAGCAAAUCAGUGAAAUAAAAGCGGAUCUCAAGCCUGAAACCAUAACUCAAAAUGGUGACCAAGAUAAACGUCUAGAUUCUAAAGAGCAUUCAAUAAGUGUUGAAGAAAAACAAGAUAUUAGUAGUGAAAAAAAGACAUCAGAUAGCAAAAGUGCUAUGAAACCAAAAGACUCAAUUGAGAAUAUAAUACAAGAAUCACAGCCUGAAGAGAAAGUAUCAACCACAAUUGAAUCAGGCGCCACAACGGCACCUACACUACCCGAAGAUGAACGAAUUACGUUAGAUGAUAUAAAAGAAGAUGAGUUGGUUGAAGAAAAAUAUGUAAAGGAACAAACAAAGGAAGUUGCCGCCCCCAAAACUUUAAUUGACAUACAAAAUCUUACUAGCUUCGAAAAAAGUUCUAAACAAACUCCACAGCAGACACUUAUAAGAGAAAUAGUAAAAACACCUGACGAAGUAGCUGAUUUACCAUUACACGAAGAAGUUGAUUAUAGGACUUACGAGGAAAAAAAGACUCCUGGCGAAGAUGUUAGUAAACGUAAAAUUGAUAUACUUCAAAAAGACAUUAAAGUUCCUAAAGACCUGGCUAUAAUAAUUAAACCCACCUCACCUAAAGAAACAAAUACUAUUCAAGAUGUGAUUGUUAGUACAACUCAACGUCUGUCACACCCGGAAUUGGUGACCGUAACUCCGGGUUCUGCUCCUGACUCACCUAUGUAUCAGGAACCCUCUAAGCUUGAAAAAUCUGUAAAAUCUUUGGACCCUGUAAAAGAAUACGAUGAUGAACGAUACAACUUUUCACAAUUUACUGAAAAACUCAGAGAAACGCAUAUAACAACUGUUGAUUCGCCAAUUAAAGAUGAUAUUGUGGUUAUUGAAGAACUACAUAUGCCAGAAAAGAUACCUUCAAUACCAGAAGAUGUAGAAAAAGAAAUUGAAGAAGCUCAAAUUUUAGAACAAACUGACAAACCUCCCAUCAGUCCUAAAGAAGUAGAAAAAAUUGUUGCUGAUGUUGCUGAAGUUUUAAAAUCGGAUAAAUCCUUGGAUGAAUUAAUUGCAGAAAAAUCACCAAUCUUAUUAAAAUCCCCAGAAAAAUUAUUGCCUUGCGAAAAUAUCGCCGAAAUUACAACAGAUUUCUUGUUUGAUCAAAGAAAAAUAACUUCAAUUAAAGAUGAGUUACUAUCAAAAAGUGAUGAAGUUGACACUGUUAUUAAAUCAGAUACUCCGAUUGAGAAAACUCAGAAAGAAGUAUCGCCUAUUAAAUCGCUUACAUCUGAAGAUAUCAGCGACCCUUCAGAAAAAACUGUACUAAGCGAAACAAAAAAAAUAAAGACAGACAAUAAUACUUUAACAUGUGUAUUGCCAGAGGUAGAACAAGAAACUGAUGGCCAAUUGACAGAAAAACGAGUAAGCAUCACAUUGGAUUCUGCUAAAACAUUAGAAAAGUUAGAAGAAAAGAUGGCGGACCUUAAACAAAAGGAACAAAUCAAAAGUACUGAGUUAAUUGCUCCUUCAUUGGACACUAAAGACAUUAAACAAACAGAUAAAACAAAAGAAGAAAUUCUUGUUAAAGAAAAAGAACAAAUUGAUGAGACAAUUGUGAAGGAACCGACGAAGGAAAAGAAAAAUGAGAGUAAAUCUGUAAUAGGAAGUUUUAUGGAUAAGUUUGACGAGAAGCUAAGCAAAGCUAAAGGUUUGUUUAGUAGAAAGAGUGAUAAAAUUGCUGAAACUUCAAAAGAAAAAAUAAAAACAGAAGAUACACAUAAAACUGUUCUUGAAACCACUUACAAAGAUCUAACAGAUUUUGAAAAAGAUAUGAUAGAAUUGUUGUCUUUCAAUGAAGAUAUACAAGAUUAUUUGACAAACUACAUUAUCUUUGAUGAACCAGAGGAAACAAUUUUAGAGAAAAAAGAGGAGGUUAAUGAGAAUAAUACCAUUAUCAAAAGACUUACUGUGACUCGAAUAAUCAAAACUAAAUUUAUGCAUAAAAAUGGAAUAAUUCAAAAGUUAAAGAUUGUCACUAUAAUAACAACGACAAAUGAAUAUCCCAAUGGUAAUAUAAUAAUUGUUAAUGAUGGAAGUGCUAUGUUGACUGAUAUCAACGAUAAAACUGAAUUUCAAAUCAACGAACUAGCUGACUUCACCAUCCUCGAAAAUCAAGCAAUUGAUAAAAAACAAAAAGAAGAUAUUGUCUUAUUAAGGAAUAAACAUAUAAAACAAAAAUUGUCUAUUGUAACAGUAAAAGACAUACUCACAACUCAAAACAAACUAAAACAUAAGGAAAAACUGACAGUAAAUACGACUAAAGAGAUGUUCAUUAGAGACGUUCCUACAAUUGUCAAUGUCAUUACAAUUUUUAUUUCCGAUUACAAUUUAAAGACCAAAAUCGUCGACAACAAAAAACUCGCUAAAGUCGUUAUCACAGCAAAACAAACUUUAGAUACAAAUGGCACUACAAUUAUAAUGAAAGAUAAAGAUUUGCAAGUAAAAGACGUAAUACAGAAGGAUAAAGGUCCAUCUAAAGAAGCUUCAGUAAUCAUUAUUCAAGAGAAAGAACAAGGCUUAAUAAAAGACUCAAGUCCUGUUAAAAAUGAUACUUUGACAAAGUCUAAAGUCAUUGGCAAGGAUGAAAGCCCAUCUGAAGAAAUUCCAGGAAAGGUUGCUAGCCCUAUACAGGACCAAGGACCAAGUCCUGCUUUAGAAAAAGAACCAAGUCCUGUUAAAGACGGUCCUUUGGCCAAGGAAGAUGUCAUCGAUAAGGAUGUAAGCCCGCCUAAAGAAUUCCCAGAAAAGACGGCUAGCCCUAUCCAGGAAAAAGUACCAAGUCCUGCAUUAGAGAAGGAACCAAGACCUGUAAAAGAUAUUCCUUUGACCAAGAAAGAUGUCAUCAAAAAGGACGUAAGCCCGCCAAGAGAAAUUCCAGAAAAGUUGGCUAGCCCUAUCCAGGACAAAGUACCAAGUCCUGCAUUAGAAAAGGAUGCAAGCCCUGUAAAAGAUGUUACUUUGACCACAGAAGAUGUCAUCGAAAAGGAUGUCAGCCCAUCUAAAGCAAUUCCAGAAAAGGCCGCUAGCCCUAUACAGGACAAAGUUCCAAGUCCUGCUUUAGAAAAGGAACCAAGCACUGAAAAAGAUGUUUCUUUAACCAAGGAAGAUGUCAUCAAAAAGGAUGUAAGCCCGCCAAGAGAAAUUCCAGUAAAGUCGGCUAGCCCUAUCCAGGACAAAGUACCAAGUCCUGCAUUAGAAAAGGAACCAAGCCCUGAAAAAGAUGAUUCUUUAACCAAGGAAGAUGUCAUCAAAAAGGAUGUAAGCCCUCCAAGAGAAAUUCCAGAAAAGUCGGCUAGCCCUAUCCAGGACAAAGUACCAAGUCCUGCUUUAGAAAAGGAUGCAAGCCCUGUAAAAGAUGUUACUUUGACCACAGAAGAUGUCAUCGAAAAGGAUGUCAGCCCAUCUAAAGCAACUCCAGAAAAGGCCGCUAGCCCUAUACAGGACAAAGUACCAAGUCCUUCUUUAGAAAAGGAACCAAGCACUGAAAAAGAUGUUUCUUUAACCAAGGAAGAUGUCAUCAAAAAGGAUGUAAGCCCGCCAAGAGAAAUUCCAGUAAAGUCCGCUAGCCCUAUCCAGGACAAAGUACCAAGUCCUGCAUUAGAAAAGGAACCAAGCCCUGAAAAAGAUGUUUCUUUAACCAAAGAAGAUGUCAUCAAAAAGGAUGUAAGCCCGCCUAGAGAAAUUCCAGAAAAGUCGGCUAGCCCUAUCCAGGACAAGGAACCAAGUCCUGUAUUAGAAAAAGAAGCAAGACCUGUAAAAGAUAUUUCUUUGACCAAGGAAGAUGUCAUCAAAAAAGACGUAAGCCCGCCUAGAGAAAUUCCAGAAAAGUCGGCUAGCCCUAUCCAGGACAAGGAACCAAGUCCUGCAUUAGAAAAGGAUGCAAGCCCUGUAAAAGAUGUUACUUUGACCCAGGAAGAUGACAUCGAAAAGGAUGUCAGCCCAUCUAAAGCAAUUCCAGAAAAGGCCGCUAGCCCUAUACAGGACAAAGUACCAAGUCCUGCUUUAGAAAAGGAACCAAGCCCUGAAAAAGAUGUUUCUUUAACCAAAGAAGAUGUCAUCAAAAAAGAUGUAAGCCCGCCUAGAGAAAUUCCAGAAAAGUCGGCUAGCCCUAUCCAGGACAAGGAACCAAGUCCUGCAUUAGAAAAGGAUGCAAGCCCUGUAAAAGAUGUUACUUUGACCACAGAAGAUGUCAUCAAAAAGGAUGUCAGCCCAUCUAAAGCAAUUCCAGAAAAGGCCGCUAGCCCAAUACAGGACAAAGUACCAAGUCCUGCUUUAGAAAAGGAACCAAGCACUGAAAAAGAUGUUUCUUUAACCAAGGAAGAUGUCAUCAAAAAGGAUGUAAGCCCGCCAAGAGAAAUUCCAGUAAAGUCGGCUAGCCCUAUCCAGGACAAAGUACCAAGUCCUGCAUUAGAAAAGGAACCAAGCCCUGAAAAAGAUGUUUCUUUAACCAAAGAAGAUGUCAUCAAAAAAGAUGUAAGCCCGCCUAGAGAAAUUCCAGAAAAGUCGGCUAGCCCUAUCCAGGACAAGGAACCAAGUCCUGCAUUAGAAAAGGAUGCAAGCCCUGUAAAAGAUGUUACUUUGACCAUGGAAGAUGUCAUCAAAAAGGAUGUCAGCCCAUCUAAAGCAAUUCCAGAAAAGGCCGCUAGCCCAAUACAGGACAAAGUACCAAGUCCUGCUUUAGAAAAGGAACCAAGCACUGAAAAAGAUGUUUCUUUAACCAAGGAAGAUGUCAUCAAAAAGGAUGUAAGCCCGCCAAGAGAAAUUCCAGAAAAGUCGGCUAGCCCUAUCCAAGACAAGGAACCAAGUCCUGCAUUAGAAAAGGAUGCAAGCCCUGUAAAAGAUGUUACUUUGACCACAGAAGAUGUCAUCGAAAAGGAUGUCAGCCCAUCUAAAGCAAUUCCAGAAAAGGCCGCUAGCCCUAUACAGGACAAAGUACCAAGUCCUGCUUUAGAAAAGGAACCAAGCCCUGAAAAAGAUGUUUCUUUAACCAAAGAAGAUGUCAUCAAAAAAGAUGUAAGCCCGCCUAGAGAAAUUCCAGAAAAGUCGGCUAGCCCUAUCCAGGACAAGGAACCAAGUCCUGCAUUAGAAAAGGAUGCAAGCCCUGUAAAAGAUGUUACUUUGACCACAGAAGAUGUCAUCGAAAAGGAUGUCAGCCCAUCUAAAGCAAUUCCAGAAAAGGCCGCUAGCCCUAUACAGGACAAAGUACCAAGUCCUGCUUUAGAAAAGGAACCAAGCACUGAAAAAGAUGUUUCUUUAACCAAGGAAGAUGUCAUCAAAAAGGAUGUAAGCCCGCCAAGAGAAAUUCCAGAAAAGGCCGCUAGCCCUAUACAGGACAAAGUACCAAGUCCUUCUUUAGAAAAGGAACCAAGCACUGAAAAAGAUGUUUCUUUAACCAAGGAAUAUGUCAUCAAAAAGGAUGUAAGCCCGCCAAGAGAAAUUCCAGUAAAGUCCGCUAGCCCUAUCCAGGACAAAGUACCAAGUCCUGCAUUAGAAAAGGAACCAAGCCCUGUAAAAGAUGUUACUUUGACCAUGGAAGAUGUCAUCAAAAAGGAUGUCAGCCCAUCUAAAGCAAUUCCAGAAAAGGCCGCUAGCCCAAUACAGGACAAAGUACCAAGUCCUGCUUUAGAAAAGGAACCAAGCACUGAAAAAGAUGUUUCUUUAACCAAGGAAGAUGUCAUCAAAAAGGAUGUAAGCCCGCCAAGAGAAAUUCCAGAAAAGUCGGCUAGCCCUAUCCAAGACAAGGAACCAAGUCCUGCAUUAGAAAAGGAUGCAAGCCCUGUAAAAGAUGUUACUUUGACCACAGAAGAUGUCAUCGAAAAGGAUGUCAGCCCAUCUAAAGCAAUUCCAGAAAAGGCCGCUAGCCCUAUACAGGACAAAGUACCAAGUCCUGCUUUAGAAAAGGAACCAAGCCCUGAAAAAGAUGUUUCUUUAACCAAAGAAGAUGUCAUCAAAAAAGAUGUAAGCCCGCCUAGAGAAAUUCCAGAAAAGUCGGCUAGCCCUAUCCAGGACAAGGAACCAAGUCCUGCAUUAGAAAAGGAUGCAAGCCCUGUAAAAGAUGUUACUUUGACCACAGAAGAUGUCAUCGAAAAGGAUGUCAGCCCAUCUAAAGCAAUUCCAGAAAAGGCCGCUAGCCCUAUACAGGACAAAGUACCAAGUCCUGCUUUAGAAAAGGAACCAAGCACUGAAAAAGAUGUUUCUUUAACCAAGGAAGAUGUCAUCAAAAAGGAUGUAAGCCCGCCAAGAGAAAUUCCAGAAAAGGCCGCUAGCCCUAUACAGGACAAAGUACCAAGUCCUUCUUUAGAAAAGGAACCAAGCACUGAAAAAGAUGUUUCUUUAACCAAGGAAUAUGUCAUCAAAAAGGAUGUAAGCCCGCCAAGAGAAAUUCCAGUAAAGUCCGCUAGCCCUAUCCAAGACAAGGAACCAAGUCCUGCAUUAGAAAAGGAUGCAAGCCCUGUAAAAGAUGUUACUUUGACCACAGAAGAUGUCAUCGAAAAGGAUGUCAGCCCAUCUAAAGCAAUUCCAGAAAAGGCCGCUAGUCCUAUACAGGACAAAGUACCAAGUCCUGCUUUAGAAAAGGAACCAAGCCCUGAAAAAGAUGUUUCUUUAACCAAAGAAGAUGUCAUCAAAAAAGAUGUAAGCCCGCCUAGAGAAAUUCCAGAAAAGUCGGCUAGCCCUAUCCAGGACAAGGAACCAAGUCCUGCAUUAGAAAAGGAUGCAAGCCCUGUAAAAGAUGUUACUUUGACCACAGAAGAUGUCAUCGAAAAGGAUGUCAGCCCAUCUAAAGCAAUUCCAGAAAAGGCCGCUAGCCCUAUACAGGACAAAGUACCAAGUCCUGCUUUAGAAAAGGAACCAAGCACUGAAAAAGAUGUUUCUUUAACCAAGGAAGAUGUCAUCAAAAAGGAUGUAAGCCCGCCAAGAGAAAUUCCAGAAAAGGCCGCUAGCCCUAUACAGGACAAAGUACCAAGUCCUUCUUUAGAAAAGGAACCAAGCACUGAAAAAGAUGUUUCUUUAACCAAGGAAUAUGUCAUCAAAAAGGAUGUAAGCCCGCCAAGAGAAAUUCCAGUAAAGUCCGCUAGCCCUAUCCAGGACAAAGUACCAAGUCCUGCAUUAGAAAAGGAACCAAGCCCUGUAAAAGAUGUUACUUUGACCAUGGAAGAUGUCAUCAAAAAGGAUGUCAGCCCAUCUAAAGCAAUUCCAGAAAAGGCCGCUAGCCCAAUACAGGACAAAGUACCAAGUCCUGCUUUAGAAAAGGAACCAAGCACUGAAAAAGAUGUUUCUUUAACCAAGGAAGAUGUCAUCAAAAAGGAUGUAAGCCCGCCAAGAGAAAUUCCAGAAAAGUCGGCUAGCCCUAUCCAAGACAAGGAACCAAGUCCUGCAUUAGAAAAGGAUGCAAGCCCUGUAAAAGAUGUUACUUUGACCACAGAAGAUGUCAUCGAAAAGGAUGUCAGCCCAUCUAAAGCAAUUCCAGAAAAGGCCGCUAGCCCUAUACAGGACAAAGUACCAAGUCCUGCUUUAGAAAAGGAACCAAGCCCUGAAAAAGAUGUUUCUUUAACCAAAGAAGAUGUCAUCAAAAAAGAUGUAAGCCCGCCUAGAGAAAUUCCAGAAAAGUCGGCUAGCCCUAUCCAGGACAAGGAACCAAGUCCUGCAUUAGAAAAGGAUGCAAGCCCUGUAAAAGAUGUUACUUUGACCACAGAAGAUGUCAUCGAAAAGGAUGUCAGCCCAUCUAAAGCAAUUCCAGAAAAGGCCGCUAGCCCUAUACAGGACAAAGUACCAAGUCCUGCUUUAGAAAAGGUACCAAGCACUGAAAAAGAUGUUUCUUUAACCAAGGAAGAUGUCAUCAAAAAGGAUGUAAGCCCGCCAAGAGAAAUUCCAGAAAAGUCGGCUAGCCCUAUCCAGGACAAAGUACCAAGUCCUGCAUUAGAAAAGGAUGCAAGCCCUGUAAAAGAUGUUACUUUGACCCAGGAAGAUAUCAUCGAAAAGGAUGUCAGCCCAUCUAAAGCAAUUCCAGAAAAGGCCGCUAGCCCUAUACAGGACAAAGUACCAAGUCCUGCUUUAGAAAAGGAACCAAGCCCUGAAAAAGAUGUUUCUUUAACCAAGGAAGAUGUCAUCAAAAAGGAUGUAAGCCCGCCAAGAGAAAUUCCAGUAAAGUCGGCUAGCCCUAUCCAGGACAAAGUACCAAGUCCUGCAUUAGAAAAGGAACCAAGCCCUGAAAAAGAUGUUUCUUUAACCAAAGAAGAUGUCAUCAAAAAGGAUGUAAGCCCGCCAAGAGAAAUUCCAGAAAAGUCGGCUAGCCCUAUCCCGGACAAAGUACCAAGUCCUGCAUUAGAAAAGGAUGCAAGCCCUGUAAAAGAUGUUACUUUGACCCAGGAAGAUGUCAUCGAAAAGGAUGUCAGCCCAUCCAAAGCAAUUCCAGAAAAGGCCGCUAGCCCUAAACAGGACAAAGUACCAAGUCCUGCUUUAGAAAAGGAACCAAGCCCGGAAAAAGAUGUUUCUUUAACCAAGGAAGAUGUCAUCAAAAAGGAUGUAAGCCCGCCAAGAGAAAUUCCAGAAAAGUCGGCUAGUCCUAUCCAGGACAAAGUACCAAGUCCAGCAUUAGAAAAGGAUGCAAGCCCUGUAAAAGAUGUUACUUUGACCACAGAAGAUGUCAUCGAAAAGGAUGUCAGCCCAUCUAAAGCAAUUCCAGAAAAGGCCGCUAGCCCUAUACAGGACAAAGUACCAAGUCCUGCUUUAGAAAAGGAACCAAGCACUGAAAAAGAUGUUUCUUUAACCAAGGAAGAUGUCAUCAAAAAGGAUGUAAGCCCGCCAAGAGAAAUUCCAGAAAAGGCCGCUAGCCCUAUACAGGACAAAGUACCAAGUCCUUCUUUAGAAAAGGAACCAAGCACUGAAAAAGAUGUUUCUUUAACCAAGGAAUAUGUCAUCAAAAAGGAUGUAAGCCCGCCAAGAGAAAUUCCAGUAAAGUCCGCUAGCCCUAUCCAGGACAAAGUACCAAGUCCUGCAUUAGAAAAGGAACCAAGCCCUGUAAAAGAUGUUACUUUGACCAUGGAAGAUGUCAUCAAAAAGGAUGUCAGCCCAUCUAAAGCAAUUCCAGAAAAGGCCGCUAGCCCAAUACAGGACAAAGUACCAAGUCCUGCUUUAGAAAAGGAACCAAGCACUGAAAAAGAUGUUUCUUUAACCAAGGAAGAUGUCAUCAAAAAGGAUGUAAGCCCGCCAAGAGAAAUUCCAGAAAAGUCGGCUAGCCCUAUCCAAGACAAGGAACCAAGUCCUGCAUUAGAAAAGGAUGCAAGCCCUGUAAAAGAUGUUACUUUGACCACAGAAGAUGUCAUCGAAAAGGAUGUCAGCCCAUCUAAAGCAAUUCCAGAAAAGGCCGCUAGCCCUAUACAGGACAAAGUACCAAGUCCUGCUUUAGAAAAGGAACCAAGCCCUGAAAAAGAUGUUUCUUUAACCAAAGAAGAUGUCAUCAAAAAAAAUGUAAGCCCGCCUAGAGAAAUUCCAGAAAAGUCGGCUAGCCCUAUCCAGGACAAGGAACCAAGUCCUGCAUUAGAAAAGGAUGCAAGCCCUGUAAAAGAUGUUACUUUGACCACAGAAGAUGUCAUCGAAAAGGAUGUCAGCCCAUCUAAAGCAAUUCCAGAAAAGGCCGCUAGCCCUAUACAGGACAAAGUACCAAGUCCUGCUUUAGAAAAGGUACCAAGCACUGAAAAAGAUGUUUCUUUAACCAAGGAAGAUGUCAUCAAAAAGGAUGUAAGCCCGCCAAGAGAAAUUCCAGAAAAGUCGGCUAGCCCUAUCCAGGACAAAGUACCAAGUCCUGCAUUAGAAAAGGAUGCAAGCCCUGUAAAAGAUGUUACUUUGACCCAGGAAGAUAUCAUCGAAAAGGAUGUCAGCCCAUCUAAAGCAAUUCCAGAAAAGGCCGCUAGCCCUAUACAGGACAAAGUACCAAGUCCUGCUUUAGAAAAGGAACCAAGCCCUGAAAAAGAUGUUUCUUUAACCAAGGAAGAUGUCAUCAAAAAGGAUGUAAGCCCGCCAAGAGAAAUUCCAGUAAAGUCGGCUAGCCCUAUCCAGGACAAAGUACCAAGUCCUGCAUUAGAAAAGGAACCAAGCCCUGAAAAAGAUGUUUCUUUAACCAAAGAAGAUGUCAUCAAAAAGGAUGUAAGCCCGCCAAGAGAAAUUCCAGAAAAGUCGGCUAGCCCUAUCCCGGACAAAGUACCAAGUCCUGCAUUAGAAAAGGAUGCAAGCCCUGUAAAAGAUGUUACUUUGACCCAGGAAGAUGUCAUCGAAAAGGAUGUCAGCCCAUCCAAAGCAAUUCCAGAAAAGGCCGCUAGCCCUAAACAGGACAAAGUACCAAGUCCUGCUUUAGAAAAGGAACCAAGCCCGGAAAAAGAUGUUUCUUUAACCAAGGAAGAUGUCAUCAAAAAGGAUGUAAGCCCGCCAAGAGAAAUUCCAGAAAAGUCGGCUAGUCCUAUCCAGGACAAAGUACCAAGUCCAGCAUUAGAAAAGGAAGCAAGUCCUGUAAUAGAUAUUUCUAUGACCAAGGAAGAUGUCAUCAAAAAAGAUGUAAGCCCGCCUAGAGAAAUUCCAGAAAAGACGGCUAGCCCUAUCCAGGACAAAGUACCAAGUCCUGCAUUAGAAAAGGAACCAAGCCCUGAAAAAGAUGUUUCUUUAACCAAAGAAGAUGUCAUCAAAAAAGAUGUAAGCCCGCCUAGAGAAAUUCCAGAAAAGUCGGCUAGCCCUAUCCAGGACAAGGAACCAAGUCCUGCAUUAGAAAAGGAAGCAAGACCUGUAAAAGAUAUUUCUUUGACCAAGGAAGAUGUCAUCAAAAAAGUUGUAAGCCCGCCUAGAGAUAUUCCAGAAAAGUCGGCUAGCCCUAUCCAGGACAAGGAACCAAGUCCUGCAUUAGAAAAGGAUGCAAGCCCUGUAAAAGAUGUUACUUUGACCCAGGAAGAUGUCAUCGAAAAGGAUGUCAGCCCAUCUAAAGCAAUUCCAGAAAAGGCCGCUAGCCCUAUACAGGACAAAGUACCAAGUCCUGCUUUAGAAAAGGAACCAAGCCCUGAAAAAGAUGUUUCUUUAACCAAGGAAGAUGUCAUCAAAAAGGAUGUAAGCCCGCCAAGAGAAAUUCCAGAAAAGUCGGCUAGCCCUAUCCAGGACAAGGGACCAAGUCCUGCAUUAGAAAAGGAUGCAAGCCCUGUAAAAGAUGUUUCUUUAACCAAGGAAGAUGUCAUCAAAAAGGAUGUAAGCCCACCAAGUGAAAUUCCAGAAAAGUCGGCUAGCCCUAUACAGGACAAAGUACCAAGUCCUGCAUUAGAAAAGGAUGCCAGCCCUGUAAAAGAUGUUACUUUGACCAAGGAAGAUGUCAUCAAAAAGGAUGUAAGCCCAUCUAAAGCAAUUCCAGAAAAGGCCGCUAGCCCAAUACAGGACAAGGUACCAAGUCCUGCGUUAGAAAAGGAUGCAAGCCCUGUAAAAGAUGUUAGUUUGACCACAGAUGUCAUCGAAAAGGAUGUCAGCCCAUCUAAAGCAAUUCCAGAAAAGGCCGCUAGCCCUAUACAGGACAAAGUACCAAGUCCUGCUUUAGAAAAGGAACCAAGCCCUGAAAAAGAUGUUUCUUUAACCAAGGAAGAUAUCAUCAAAAAGGAUGUAAGCCCGCCAAGAGAAAUUCCAGAAAAGUCGGCUAGCCCUAUCCAGGACAAGGGACCAAGUCCUGCAUUAGAAAAGGAUGCAAGCCCUGUAAAAGAUGUUUCUUUAACCAAGGAAGAUGUCAUCAAAAAGGAUGUAAGCCCGCCAAGUGAAAUUCCAGAAAAGUCGGCUAGCCCUAUACAGGACAAAGUACCAAGUCCUGCUUUAGAAAAGGAACCAAGCCCUGAAAAAGAUGUUUCUUUAACCAAGGAAGAUGUCAUCAAAAAGGAUGUAAGCCCGCCAAGAGAAAUUCCAGUAAAGUCGGCUAGCCCUAUCCAGGACAAAGUACCAAGUCCUGCAUUAGAAAAGGAUGCAAGCCCUGUAAAAGAUGUUACUUUGACCACAGAAGAUGUCAUCGAAAAGGAUGUCAGCCCAUCAAAAGCAAUUCCAGAAAAGGCCGCUAGCCCUAUACAGGACAAGGUACAAAGUCCUGCGUUAGAAAAGGAAGCAAGCCCUGUAAAAGAUGUUACUUUAACCAAGGAAGAUGUCAUCGAUAAGGGUGUAAGCCCAUCUAAAGAAAUUCAACAAAAGGCCGCUAGCCCGAUUCAAGACAAGGAACCAAGUCCUGCUUUAGAAAAGGAACCAAGCCCUGUAAAAGAUAUUAUUUUGACCACAGAAGAUGUCAUCGUAAAGGAUGUCAGCCCAUCAAAAGCAAUUCCAGAAAAGGCCGCUAGCCCUAUACAGGACAAAGUAACAAUUCCUGCUUUAGAAAAGGAACCAAGCCCUGAAAAAGAUGUUUCUUUAACCAAGGAAGAUGUCAUCAAAAAGGAUGUAAGCCCGCCAAGAGAAAUUCCAGUAAAGUCGGCUAGCCCUAUCCAGGACAAAGUACCAAGUCCUGCUUUAGAAAAGGAUGCAAGCCCUGUAAAAGAUGUUACUUUGACCACAGAAGAUGUCAUCGAAAAGGAUGUCAGCCCAUCAAAAGCAAUUCCAGAAAAGGCCGCUAGCCCUAUACAGGACAAGGUACCAAGUCCUGCGUUAGAAAAGGAAGCAAGCCCUGUAAAAGAUGUUACUUUAACCAAGGAAGAUGUCAUCGAUAAGGGUGUAAGCCCAUCUAAAGAAAUUCAACAAAAGGCCGCUAGCCCAAUUCAAGACAAGGAGCCAAGUCCUGCAUUAGAAAAGGAUGCAAGCCCUGUAAAAGAUGUAACUUUGACCACAGAAGAUGUCAUCGACACGAAUGUCAGCCCAUCUAAAGCAAUUCCAGAAAAGUCGGCUUGCCCUAUCCAGGACAAAGUACCAAGUCCUGCUUUAGAAAAGGAACCAAGCCCUGAAAAAGAUGUUUCUUUAACCAAGGAAGAUGUCAUCAAAAAGGAUGUAAGCCCGCAAAGAGAAAUUCCAGUAAAGUCGGCUAGCCCUAUCCAGGACAAAGUACCAAGUCCUGCUUUAGAAAAGAAACCAAGCCCUGAAAAAGAUGUUUCUUUAACCAAGGAAGAUGUCAUCAAAAAGGAUGUAAGCCCGCAAAGAGAAAUUCCAGUAAAGUCGGCUAGCCCUAUCCAGGACAAAGUACCAAGUCCUGCAUUAGAAAAGGAUACAAUCCCUGUAAAAGAUGUUACUUUGACCACAGAAGAUGUCAUCGAAAAGGAUGUCAGCCCAUCAAAAGCAAUUCCAGAAAAGGCCGCUAGCCCUAUACAGGACAAGGUACCAAGUCCUGCGUUAGAAAAGGAAGCAAGCCCUGUAAAAGAUGUUAUUUUAACCAAGGAAGAUGUCAUCGAUACGGGUGUAAGCCUAUCUAAAGAAAUUCAACAAAAGGCCGCUAGCCCAAUUCAAGACAAGGAACCAAGUCCUGCAUUAGAAAAGGAUGCAAGCCCUGUAAAAGAUGUAACUUUGACCACAGAAGAUGUCAUCGACACGGAUGUCAGCCCAUCUAAAGCAAUUCCAGAAAAGGCCGCUAGCCCUAUCCAGGACAAAGAACCAAGUCCUACAUUAGAAAAGGAAGCAAGCCCUGUAAAAGAUGUUACUUUGACCAAGGAAGAUGUCAUCAAAAAGGAUGUAAGCCCGCAAAGAGAAAUUCCAGUAAAGUCGGCUAGCCCUAUCCAGGACAAAGUACCAAGUCCUGCUUUAGAAAAGGAACCAAGCCCUGAAAAAGAUGUUUCUUUAACCAAGGAAGAUGUCAUCAAAAAGGAUGUAAGCCCGCAAAGAGAAAUUCCAGUAAAGUCGUCUAGCCCUAUCCAGGACAAAAUACCAAGUCCUGCUUUAGAAAAGGAACCAAGCCCUGAAGAAGAUGUUUCUUUAACCAAGGACGAUGUCAUCAAAAUGGAUGUAAGCCCGCAAAGAGAAAUUCCAGUAAAGUCGGCUAGCCCUAUCCAGGACAAAGUACCAAGUCCUGCAUUAGAAAAGGAUACAAUCCCUGUAAAAGAUGUUACUUUGACCACAGAAGAUGUCAUCGAAAAGGAUGUCAGCCCAUCAAAAGCAAUUCCAGAAAAGGCCGCUAGCCCUAUACAGGACAAGGUACCAAGUCCUGCGUUAGAAAAGGAAGCAAGCCCUGUAAAAGAUGUUAUUUUAACCAAGGAAGAUUUCAUCGAUACGGGUGUAAGCCUAUCUAAAGAAAUUCAACAAAAGGCCGCUAGCCCAAUUCAAGACAAGGAACCAAGUCCUGCAUUAGAAAAGGAUGCAAGCCCUGUAAAAGAUGUAACUUUGACCACAGAAGAUGUCAUCGACACGGAUGUCAGCCCAUCUAAAGCAAUUCCAGAAAAGGCCGCUAGCCCUAUCCAGGACAAAGAACCAAGUCCUACAUUAGAAAAGGAAGCAAGCCCUGUAAAAGAUGUUACUUUGACCAAGGAAGAUGUCAUCAAAAAGGAUGUAAGCCCGCAAAGAGAAAUUCCAGUAAAGUCGGCUAGCCCUAUCCAGGACAAAGUACCAAGUCCUGCUUUAGAAAAGGAACCAAGCCCUGAAAAAGAUGUUUCUUUAACCAAGGAAGAUGUCAUCAAAAAGGAUGUAAGCCCGCAAAGAGAAAUUCCAGUAAAGUCGUCUAGCCCUAUCCAGGACAAAAUACCAAGUCCUGCUUUAGAAAAGGAACCAAGCCCUGAAGAAGAUGUUUCUUUAACCAAGGACGAUGUCAUCAAAAAGGAUGUAAGCCCGCAAAGAGAAAUUCCAGUAAAGUCGGCUAGCCCUAUCCAGGACAAAGUACCAAGUCCUGCAUUAGAAAAGUAUGCAAGCCCUGUAAAAGAUGUUACUUUGACCAAGGAAGAUGUCAUCAAAAAGGAUGUAAGCCCGCCAAGAGAAAUUCCAGAAAAGUCGGCUAGCCCUAUCCAGGACAAGGUACCAAGUCCUGCGUUAGAAAAGGAAGCAAGCCCUUUAAAAGAUGUUACUUUAACCAAAGAAGAUGUCAUCGAUAAGGAUGUAAGCCCGCCAAGAGAAAUUCCAGAAAAGUCGGCUAGCCCUAUCCAGGACAAAGUACCAAGUCCUGCAUUAGAAAAGGAUGCAAGCCCUGUAAAAGAUGUUACUUUAACCAAGGAAGAUGUCAUCGAUAAGGAUGUAAGCCCAUCUGAAGCAAUUCCAGAAAAGGCCGCUAGACCAAUUCAAGACAAGGCACCAAGUCCUGCGUUAGAAAAGGAAGCAAGCCCUGUAAAAGAUGUUACUUUAACCAAGAAAGAUGUCAUCGAUAAGGAUGUAAGCCCAUCUGAAGCAAUUCCAGAAAAGGCUGCUAGCCCAAUUCAAGACAAGGUACCAAGUCCUGCGUUAGAAAAGGAAGCAAGCCCUGUAAAAGAUGUUACUUUAACCAAGAAAAAUGUCAUCAAAAAGGAUGUAAGCCCAUCUAAAGCAAUUCCAGAAAAGGCCGCUAGCCCUAUACAGGACAAGCUACCAAGUCCUGCUUUAGAAAAGGAACCAAGCCCUGAAAAAGAUGUUUCUUUAACCAAGGAAGAUGUCAUCGAUAAGGAUGUAAGCCCGCCAAGAGAAAUUCCAGAAAAGUCGGCUAGCCCUAUCCAGGACAAAGUACCAAGUCCUGCAUUAGAAAAGGAUGCAAGCCCUGUAAAAGAUGUUACUUUAACCAAGGAAGAUGUCAUCGAAAAGGAUGUCAGCCCAUCAAAAGCAAUUCAAGAAACGGCCGCUAGCCCUAUACAGGACAAGGUACCAAGUCCUGCGUUAGAAAAGGAAGCAAGCCCUGUAAAAGAUGUUACUUUAACCAAGGAAGAUGUCAUCGAUAAGGAUGUAAGCCCAUCUGAAGCAAUUCCAGAAAAGGCCGCUAGCCCAAUUCAAGACAAGGUACCAAGUCCUGCGUUAGAAAAGGAAGCAAGCCCUGUAAAAGAUGUUACUUUAACCAAGGAAGAUGUCAUCGAUAAGGAUGUAAGCCCAUCUGAAGCAAUUCCAGAAAAGGCCGCUAGCCCAAUUCAAGACAAGGUACCAAGUCCUGCGUUAGAAAAGGAAGCAAGCCCUGUAAAAGAUGUUACUUUAACCAAGAAAGAUGUCAUCGAUAAGGAUGUAAGCCCAUCUGAAGCAAUUCUAGAAAAGGCUGCUAGCCCAAUUCAAGACAAGGAACCAAGUCCUGCAUUAGAAAAGGAUGCAAGCUCUGUAAAAUAUGUAACUUUGACCACAGAAGAUGUCAUCGACAAGGGUGUAAGCCCAUCUACAGAAAUUCAACAAAAGGCCGCUAGCCCAAUUCAAGACAAGGAACCAAGUCCUGCUUUAGAAAAGGAACCAAGCCCUGAAAAAGAUGUUUCUUUAACCAAGGAAGAUGUCAUCAAAAAGGAUGUAAGCCCGCUAAGAGAAAUUCUAGUAAAGUCGGCUAGCCCUAUCCAGGAGAAAGUACCAAGUCCUGCAUUAGAAAAGGAUGCAAGCCCUGUAAAAGAUGUUACUUUGACCACAGAAGAUGUCAUCGAAAAGGAUGUCAGCCCAUCAAAAGCAAUUCCAGAAAAGGCCUCUAGCCCUAUACAGGACAAGGUACCAAGUCCUGCGUUUGAAAAGGAUGCAAGCCCUGUAAUAGAUGUUACUUUGACCACAGAUGUCAUCGAAAAGAAUGUCAGCCUAUCUAAAGCAAUUCCAGAAAAGGCCGCUAGCCCAAUUCAAGACGAGGUACCAAGUCCUGCAUUAGAAAAGGAACCAAGCCCUGAAAAAGAUGUUUCUUUAACCAAAGAAGAUGUCAUCAAAAAAGAUGUAAGCCCGCCUAAAGAAAUUCCAGAAAAGUCGGCUAGCCCUAUCCAGGACAAGGAACCAAGUCCUGCAUUAGAAAAGGAUGCAAGCCCUGUAAAAGAUGUUACUUUGACCAAGGAAGAUGUCAUCAAAAAGGAUGUAAGCCCGCCAAGAGAAAUUCCAGAAAAGUCGGCUAGCCCUAUCCAGGACAAAGUACCAAGUCCUGAAUUAGAAAAGGAUGCAAGCCCUGUAAAAGAUUUUACUUUGACCACAGAAGAUGUUAUCGAAAAGGAUGUCAGCCCAUCUAAAGCAAUCCCAGAAAAGGUUGCUAGCCCUAUACAGGACAAAGUACCAAGUCCUGCUUUAGAAAAGGAACCAAGCCCUGAAAAAGAUGUUACUUUGACCAAGGAAGAUGUCAUCAAAAAGGAUGUAUGCCCGCCUAGAGAAAUUCCAGAAAAAUCGGCUAGCCCUAUCCAGGACAAAGUACCAAGUCCUACAUUAAAAAAGGAUGCAAGCCCUGUAAAAGAUGUUACUUUAACCAAGGAAGAUGUCAUCAAAAAGGAUGUAAGCCCAUCUAAAGCGAUUCCAGAAAAGGCCGCUAGCCUUAUCCAGGACAAAGAACCAAGUCCUACAUUAGAAAAGGAUGCAAGCCCUGUUAAAGUUGUUACUUUGACCAAGGAAGAUGUCAUCAAAAAGGAUGUAAGCCCGCCAAGAGAAAUUCCAGAAAAGUCGGCUAGCCCUAUCAAGGACAAAGUACCAAGUCCUGCAUUAGAAAAGGAUGCAAGCCCUGUAAAAGAUGUUACUUUGACCACAGAAGAUGUCAUCGAAAAGGAUGUCAGCCCGCCAAGAGAAAUUCCAGAAAAAUCGGCUAGCCCUAUCCAGGACAAAGUACCAAGUCCUACAUUAGAAAAGGAUGCAAGCCCUGUGAAAGAUGUUACUUUGAGCAAGGAAGAUGUCAUCAAAAAGGAUGUCAGCCCAUCUAAAGCAAUUCCAGAAAAGGCUUCUAGCCCUAUUCAAGACAAGGUACCAAGUGCUGCAUUAGAAAAGGAAGCAAGCCCUGAAAAAUAUGUUUCUUUGACCAAAAAAGAUGUCAUCAAAAAGGAUGUAAGCCCGCCUAAAGAAAUUCCAGAAAAGUCGGCUAGCCCUAUCCAGGACAAGGAACCAAGUCCUGCAUUUGAAAAGGAUGCAAGCCCUGUAAAAGAUGUUACUUUGACCAAGGAAGAUGUCAUCAAAAAGGAUGUAAGCCCGCCAAGAGAAAUUCCAGAAAAGUCGGCUAGCCCUAUCCAGGACAAAGUACCAAGUCCUGCAUUAGAAAAGGAUGCAAGCCCUGUAAAAGAUGUUACUUUGACCACAGAAGAUGUUAUCGAAAAGGAUGUCAGCCCAUCUAAAGCAAUCCCAGAAAAGGUUGCUAGCCCUAUACAGGACAAAGUACCAAGUCCUGCUUUAGAAAAGGAACCAAGCCCUGAAAAAGAUGUUACUUUAACCAAGAAAGAUGUCAUCGAUAAGGAUGUAAGCCCAUCUGAAGCAAUUCUAGAAAAGGCUGCUAGCCCAAUUCAAGACAAGGAACCAAGUCCUGCAUUAGAAAAGGAUGCAAGCUCUGUAAAAUAUGUAACUUUGACCACAGAAGAUGUCAUCGACAAGGGUGUAAGCCCAUCUACAGAAAUUCAACAAAAGGCCGCUAGCCCAAUUCAAGACAAGGAACCAAGUCCUGCUUUAGAAAAGGAACCAAGCCCUGAAAAAGAUGUUUCUUUAACCAAGGAAGAUGUCAUCAAAAAGGAUGUAAGCCCGCUAAGAGAAAUUCUAGUAAAGUCGGCUAGCCCUAUCCAGGAGAAAGUACCAAGUCCUGCAUUAGAAAAGGAUGCAAGCCCUGUAAAAGAUGUUACUUUGACCACAGAAGAUGUCAUCGAAAAGGAUGUCAGCCCAUCAAAAGCUAUUCCAGAAAAGGCCUCUAGCCCUAUACAGGACAAGGUACCAAAUGUCAUCGAAAAGAAUGUCAGCCUAUCUAAAGCAAUUCCAGAAAAGGCCGCUAGCCCAAUUCAAGACGAGGUACCAAGUUCUGCAUUAGAAAAGGAACCAAGCCCUGAAAAAGAUGUUUCUUUAACCAAAGAAGAUGUCAUCAAAAAAGAUGUAAGCCCGCCUAAAGAAAUUCCAGAAAAGUCGGCUAGCCCUAUCCAGGACAAGGAACCAAGUCCUGCAUUAGAAAAGGAUGCAAGCCCUGUAAAAGAUGUUACUUUGACCAAGGAAGAUGUCAUCAAAAAGGAUGUAAGCCCGCCAAGAGAAAUUCCAGAAAAGUCGGCUAGCCCUAUCCAGGACAAAGUACCAAGUCCUGAAUUAGAAAAGGAUGCAAGCCCUGUAAAAGAUGUUACUUUGACCACAGAAGAUGUUAUCGAAAAGGAUGUCAGCCCAUCUAAAGCAAUCCCAGAAAAGGUUGCUAGCCCUAUACAGGACAAAGUACCAAGUCCUGCUUUAGAAAAGGAACCAAGCCCUGAAAAAGAUGUUACUUUGACCAAGGAAGAUGUCAUCAAAAAGGAUGUAUGCCCGCCUAGAGAAAUUCCAGAAAAAUCGGCUAGCCCUAUCCAGGACAAAGUACCAAGUCCUACAUUAAAAAAGGAUGCAAGCCCUGUAAAAGAUGUUACUUUAACCAAGGAAGAUGUCAUCAAAAAGGAUGUAAGCCCAUCUAAAGCGAUUCCAGAAAAGGCCGCUAGCCUUAUCCAGGACAAAGAACCAAGUCCUACAUUAGAAAAGGAUGCAAGCCCUGUUAAAGUUGUUACUUUGACCAAGGAAGAUGUCAUCAAAAAGGAUGUAAGCCCGCCAGGAGAAAUUCCAGAAAAGUCGGCUAGCCCUAUCAAGGACAAAGUACCAAGUCCUGCAUUAGAAAAGGAUGCAAGCCCUGUAAAAGAUGUUACUUUGACCACAGAAGAUGUCAUCGAAAAGGAUGUCAGCCCGCCAAGAGAAAUUCCAGAAAAGUCGGCUAGCCCUAUCCAGGACAAAGUACCAAGUCCUACAUUAGAAAAGGAUGCAAGCCCUGUGAAAGAUGUUACUUUGAGCAAGGAAGAUGUCAUCAAAAAGGAUGUCAGCCCAUCUAAAGCAAUUCCAGAAAAGGCUUCUAGCCCUAUUCAAGACAAGGUACCAAGUGCUGCAUUAGAAAAGGAAGCAAGCCCUGAAAAAUAUGUUUCUUUGACCAAAAAAGAUGUCAUCAAAAAGGAUGUAAGCCCGCCUAAAGAAAUUCCAGAAAAGUCGGCUAGCCCUAUCCAGGACAAGGAACCAAGUCCUGCAUUAGAAAAGGAUGCAAGCCCUGUAAAAGAUGUUACUUUGACCAAGGAAGAUGUCAUCAAAAAGGAUGUAAGCCCGCCAAGAGAAAUUCCAGAAAAGUCGGCUAGCCCUAUCCAGGACAAAGUACCAAGUCCUGCAUUAGAAAAGGAUGCAAGCCCUGUAAAAGAUGUUACUUUGACCACAGAAGAUGUUAUCGAAAAGGAUGUCAGCCCAUCUAAAGCAAUCCCAGAAAAGGUUGCUAGCCCUAUACAGGACAAAGUACCAAGUCCUGCUUUAGAAAAGGAACCAAGCCCUGAAAAAGAUGUUACUUUGACCAAGGAAGAUGUCAUCAAAAAGGAUGUAAGCCCGCUAAGAGAAAUUCCAGAAAAGUCGGCGAGCCUUAUCCAGGACAAAGUACCAAGUCCUGCAUUAGAAAAGGAUGCAAGCCCUGUAAAAGAUGUUACUUUGACCACAGAAGAUGACAUCGACAAGGAUGUCAGCCCAUCUAAAGCGAUUCCAGAAAAGGCCGCUAGCCUUAUCCAGGACAAAGAACCAAGUCCUACAUUAGAAACGGAUGCAAGCCCUGUUAAAGUUGUUACUUUGACCAAGGAAGAUGUCAUCAAAAAGGAUGUAAGCCCGCCAAGAGAAAUUCCAGAAAAGUCGGCUAGCCCUAUCAAGGACAAAGUACCAAGUCCUGCUUUAGAAAAGGAUGCAAGCCCUGUAAAAGAUGUUACUUUGACCACAGAAGAUGUCAUCGAAAAGGAUGUCAGCCCGCCAAGAGAAAUUCCAGAAAAGUCGGCUAGCCCUAUCCAGGACAAAGUACCAAGUCCUACAUUAGAAAAGGAUGCAAGCCCUGUGAAAGAUGUUACUUUGACCACAGAAGAUGACAUCGACAAGGAUGUCAGCCCAUCUAAAGCGAUUCCAGAAAAGGCCGCUAGCCUUAUCCAGGACAAAGAACCAAGUCCUACAUUAGAAAAGGAUGCAAGCCCUGUUAAAGUUGUUACUUUGACCAAGGAAGAUGUCAUCAAAAAGGAUGUAAGCCCGCCAAGAGAAAUUCCAGAAAAGUCGGCUAGCCCUAUCAAGGACAAAGUACCAAGUCCUGCUUUAGAAAAGGAUGCAAGCCCUGUAAAAGAUGUUACUUUGACCACAGAAGAUGUCAUCGAAAAGGAUGUCAGCCCGCCAAGAGAAAUUCCAGAAAAGUCGGCUAGCCCUAUCCAGGACAAAGUACCAAGUCCUACAUUAGAAAAGGAUGCAAGCCCUGUGAAAGAUGUUACUUUGAGCAAGGAAGAUGUCAUCAAAAAGGAUGUCAGCCCAUCUAAAGCAAUUCCAGAAAAGGCUUCUAGCCCUAUUCAAGACAAGGUACCAAGUGCUGCAUUAGAAAAGGAAGCAAGCCCUGAAAAAUAUGUUUCUUUGACCAAAAAAGAUGUCAUCAAAAAGGAUGUAAGCCCGCCAAGAGAAAUUCCAGAAAAGUCGGAUAGCCCUAUCCAGGACCAAGUACCAAGUCCUGCAUUAGAAAAGGAUGCAAGGCCUGUAAAAGAUGUUACUUUGACCACAGAAGAUGUCAUCGAAAAGGAUGUCAGCCCAUCUAAAGCAAUUCCAGAAAAGGCCGCUAGCCCUAUCCAGGACAAAGUACCAAGUCCUGCAUUGGAAAAGGAUGCAAGCCCUGUAAAAGAUGUUACUUUGACCAAGGAAGAUGUCAUCAAAAAGGAUGUAAGCCCGCCAAGAGAAAUUCCAGAAAAGUUGGCUAGCCCUAUCCAGGACAAAGUACCAAGUCCUGCAUUAGAAAAGAAGGCAAGCCCUGUAAAAGAUGUUACUUUGACCACAGAAGAUGUCAUCGAAAAGGAUGUCAGCCCAUCUAAAUCAAUUCCAGAAAAGGCUGCUAGCCCUGUACAGGACAAAGCACCAAGUCCUUCUUUAGAAAAGAAACUAAGCCCUGAAAAAGAUGUUUCUUUAACCAAGGAAGAUGUCAUCAAAAAGGAUGAAAGCCCGCCCAGAGAAAUAACAGAAAAGGCCCCUAGCCCUACACAGGACAAGGUACCAAGUCCUGAAUUAGAGAAGGAAGCAAGUCCUGUAAUAGAUAUUUCUAUGACAAAGGAAGAUGUCAUCAAAAAGGAUGUAAGCCCGCCAAGAGAAAUUCCAGAAAAGUCGGCUAGCCGUAUCCAGGACAAAGUACAAAGUCCUUCAUUAGAAAAGGAUGCAAGCCCUGUAAAAGAUGUUACCUUGACUAAGGAAGAUGUCAUCAAAAAGGAUGUAAGACCGCCAAGAGAAAUUCCAGAAAAGUCGGCUAGCCCUAUCCAGGACAAAGUACCAAGUCCUGCAUUAGAAAAGGAUGCAAUCCCUGUAAAAGAUGUAACUUUGACCAAGGAAGAUGUCAUCAAAAAGGAUGUUAUCCCGCCAAGAGAAAUUCCAGAAAAGUCGGCAAGCCCUAUCCAGGACAAAGUACCAAGUCCUGCAUUAGAAAAGGAACCAAGCCCUGAAAAAGAUGUUUCUUUAACCAAUGAAGAUGUCAUCAAAAAGGAUGAAAGCCCGCCUAGAGAAAUAACAGAAAAGGCCCCUAGCCCUACACAGGACAAAGUACCAAGUCCCGCAUUAGAAAAGGAUGCAAGCCCUGUAAAAGAUGUUUCUUUAACCAAGGAAGAUGUCAUCGAUAAGGAUGUAAGCCCAUCUAAAGAAAUUCAACAAAAGGCCGCUAGCCCAAUUCAAGACAAGGAACCAAGUUCUGCUUUAGAAAAGGAACCAAGCCCUGAAAAAGAUGUUUCUUUAACCAAGGAAGAUGUCAUCAAAAAGGAUGUGAUCCCGCUUAGAGAAAUUCCGAAAAAGUCGGCUAGCCCUAUCCAAGACAAAGUACCAAGUCCUGCUUUAGAGAAGGAACCAAGCCCUGAAAAAGAUGUUUCUUUAACCAAGGAAGAUGUCAUCAAAAAGGAUGUAAGCCCGCCUAGAGACAUUACAGAAAUGUCGGCUAGCCCUAUCCAGGACAAAGUACCAAGUCCUGCAUUAGAUAAGGAAGCAAGCCCUGUGAAAGAUGUUUCUUUGACCAAGGAAGAUAUCACCGAAAAGGGUAAAAUUCCGCUAAAGGAAAUUCCAGAAAAGGCCGCUAGCCCUAUUCAAGACAAGGUACCAAGUCCUGCGUUAGAAAAGGUAGCAAGCCCUGUAAAAGAUGUUUCUUUGACCAAGGAAGAUAUCACCGAAAAGGGUAAAAGUCCGCUAAAGGAAAUUCCAGAAAAGGCCGCUAGCCCUAUCCAGGACAAGGAACCGAGUCCUGCAUUAGAAAAGGAAGCAAGCCCUAUAAAAGAUGUUUCUUUAACCAAGGAAGAUGACAUCCAGAAGGAUGUGAGCCAAUCUAAAGCAAUCGCAGAAAAGGCCUCUAGCCCUGUACAGGACAAGGUACCAAGACCUGCUUUAGAAAAGGAACCAAGUCCUGUCAAAGAUGUUUCCUUGACCAAAGAAGAUGUCAUCGAAAAGGAUGUAAGCCCGCCUAGAGAAAUUACAGAAAAGUCGGCUAGCCCUAUCCAGGACGAAGUACCAAGUCCUGCAUUAGAAAAGGAAGCAAGCCCUGUAAAAGAUGUUUCUUUGAUCAAGGAAGAUGUCAUCAAAAAAGAUGUAAGCCCGUCUAGAGAAAUUCCGGAAAAGACGGCUAGCCCUAUCGAAGACAAAUUACCAAGUCCUGCAUCAGAAAAAAAACAAAGCCCAGUAAAAGAUAUUUCUUUGACCAAGAAAGAUUUCAUCGAAAAGGAUGUCAUUCCAUCUAAAGCCAUUCCAGAAAAGGCUUCUAGCCCGAUCCAAGAUAAAGUACCAAGUCCUGCUUUAGAAAAGGAACCAAGCCUUGUAAAAGAUGAUUCUUCGACCAAAGAAGAUAUCACCGAAAAGGGUAAAAGUCCGCUAAAGGAAAUUCCAGAAAAGGCCGCUAGCCCUAUUCAAGAUAAGGUACCAAGUCCUGCGUUAGAAAAUGUAGCAAGCCCUGUAAAAGAUGUUUCUUUGACCAAGGAAAAUAUCACCGAAAAGGAUGAAAGUCCGUUAAAGGAAAUUCCAGAAAAGGCCGCUAGCCCUAUUCAAGACAAGGAAGCAAUUCCUGCAAUAGAAAAGGAAGCAAGCCCUGUAAAAGAUAUUUCUUUAGCCAAGGAAGAUGUCAUCAAAAAGGAUGUAAGCCCAUCUAAAGAAAUUGCAGAAAAGGCCUCUAGCCCUGUACAGGACAAGGUACCAAGAUCUGCUUUAGAAAAGGAACCAAGUCCUGUUAAAGAUGUUUCCUUUACCAAAGAAGAUGUCAUCGAAAAGGUUGUAAGCCCAUCUAAAGAAAUUGCAGAACAGGUCGCUAGCCCUAUCCAAGACACAGUACGAAGUCCUGUACCAGAAAAGGAACCAAGUUCUGAUAAAGAUAUUUCUGUUACCAAGGAAGAUGUCAUCGAAAAGGACGAAAGUGCGCUACAGGAAAUUCUAGAAAUGUCGGCUAGCCCGAUCCAGGUCAUAGAAGCCAGUGCUGCUUUUGAGAAGGCACCAAGUCCUGUAAAAGAUGUUUCUUUGACCAAGGGAGAUGUCAUCAAAAAGGAUGUUAGUCCGCCAAGAGAAAUUCCAGAAAAGGCUUCUAGCCCUAUCCAGGACAAAGUAGCAAUUACUGUAACCGAAAAAGAACCAAGCCCUGUAAAAGAUGUUUCUUUGAUCAAGGAAGAUGUCAUCAUUAAGGAUUUUAGUCCGCUUAAAGAAAUUCCAGAAAAGGCGGCUAGCCCUAUCCAGGACAAAGUAGCAAGUCCUGUAACAGAAAAAGAUCCAAGCCCUGUAAAAGAUAUUUCUUUGAUCAAGGAAGAUGUCAUCAAAAAGGAUGUUAGUCCGCUUAAAGAAAUUCCAGAAAAGUCGGCUAGCCCUAUCCAGGACAAAGUAGCAAGUCCUGUAACAGAAAAAUAUCCAAGCCCUGUAAAAGAUAUUUCUUUGACCAAGAAAGAUGUCAUCGAAAAGGAUGAAAGUCCGCUAAAGGAAAUUCUAGAAAAGGCUUCUAGCCUUAUCCAAGAUAAAGCACCAAGUCCUGCUUUAGAGAUGGAACCAAGUACUGUAAAAGAUGUUUCUUUGAUCGAGGAAGAUUUCAUCAUAAAGGAUGUUAGCACAACUAAAGAAAUUCCAGAAAAGUCGGCUAGCCCUAUCCAGGCUAUAGAAGCCAGUGCUGCUUUAGAGAAGGAACCAAGUCCUGUAAAAGAUGUUUCUUUGACCAAGGAAGAUGACAUCAAAAAGGAUGUUAGUCCGCCAAGAGAAAUUCCAGAAAAGGCUUCUAGACCUAUCCAGGACAAAGUAGCAAGUACUGUAACCGAAAAAGAACCAAGCCCUGUUAAAGAUAUUUCUUUGACCAAGAAAGAUGUCAUCGAAAAGGAUGAAAGUCCGCUAAAGGAAAUUCUAGAAAAGGCUUCUAGCCUUAUCCAAGACAAAGCACCAAGUCCUGCCUUAGAGAAGGAACCAAGCCCUGUAAAAGAUGUUUCUUUGACCAAGGAAGAUGUCAUCAAAAAGGAUGUUAGUCCGCUUAAAGAAAUUCCAGAAAAAUCGUCUACCACUGUCUUAGAGAAAGAGAAGAGUCCUGUAUCAGAAAAGGAACCAAGUCUUGAUAAAGAUAUUUCUUUGACCAAAGAAGAUCCAGAGACUAAGGAAGAUGUUAUCAAAAAGGAUGUUGGCUCGCCUAAAGAAAUUCCAGAAAAGUCGGCUAGCCCUAUCCAGGACAAAGUACCAAGUAGUAGUACCAAAAAUACUCGCAUUAAAGAAACCUAUUCAAUAAAAGAGGAGUUAGAGAAAUACAGAUAUGAUUCUAAUGAAUUAUUUGCAACGUCUUCCUUCAAUGUAGUAGAUAGAAUGUUAAGUAUGAAAGAUAAUUAUCACAAUGGACAAAGUAAUGGUGAUUUAUUAGAUAAUAAUAUAAGAACCAUUAAUUCAUCCUCAAGUCUUUUUACUGAACAAUCAAAAUCAUUCAGCAGUUCUGAAGAUGUAUCUAAAGAAAUAAGCUUGGAAGAAAAAUAUAGUUUUGAAAGUACAGAGAAAGAAAAGACAGUUGGAAUUAUGGAUAAAGGGAUGGCUGAAGAUAAAUUAUAUUCUGAAGGUAUAAAGGAACGAGACUUUUCGAAAGAUUAUAUAACUAAAUUACCUGCUUUAGAUAAAUCAGCGCAACUAAUUGAAUCCAUUCAGAAAGCAUUUGGCGACGAAAGUAUACAGCAAGGUAUUAAAACAGAAAGCACUGAAUCACUGGCUGUUCAUUCUUUCGACAGAGUUUCAACACCACCUACUGUGCCUGUUAGUCCGUUGCCUAAAACUUUAGGAGCUUUUCACGACGUCAAAGUUAGUGAAGGUGUCCAAAGCGAAAUUUCUUAUGAUAGAUCAGAUGGAAGUGACGAAACUAUCACAAAAACAGUUCACGUGGGUGAAGAUGUACUUACCCAAAGAAUAUCUACUUCAACUGAAAAGGUUCCGAAAAGUGCUAAAAGUUCUGAUACAACCGAAAGCUUAGAUUUACAGGCUUUAACUGAAACUGUAGGAAAAAUUAAAACGGAGACCGACACUGUAACUAAGGUUAUUAAAGAAGGUGAAAAUGUAGUAACCCAAACGAUCACUACAGUAACAACAAAGGAAGUUAUUUCAAAAGAAGAUGGAACUCCACAAAAUGUUAAAACGACAAUUGAAACUACAACAUUAUGUAAAAGUUCUGAUGGGUCAACAACAACAACCAAAGAUACCCAAACAGUGUUAUCUGAAUGUUCUUCAACUCUAAAAUCUACAUCACAUAUGGAUGUUGAUGCCAUAAAUGACAAUAAAGUGGUAGCUAACGGCCAUAUAAAAAAAAGUCAUGUUUUCGACGAUGAUAAUUUAGUAAAUUUACCUGUUAAAUUAAGUGCACCUGCUAAAAUUUCAAAUGAUGAUAGUGACGAAAUAACAAUUAAUACUGAUGUCAGUAAACGAGUUAUACAGGAUAAUGGGAUUGACAUAAUAGAAACUGUUACGAGGGUAACAAAAAAAGAAACAAUCGAAGCUGAAGAUCAUAAAAAAGUUUCGAAAACAACAGUUGAAACUAAUGUUACAAAAGAAAAACCGGAUGGGUCUAAAGAUGAACAGAAAAUGGUCGAAGUUAAAACAGAAGAAAUUAUGACAGAUGAAACAAGUAAUAUUGAUAAUAUUUUGAGUAAUUUAAAAGUUUUUGAAACUCCGGAAGAAAGCAUUACCACGUCCGCUGAAGAAAUUCAGGAUGAAAAUGUUUUAAUUAAACGCAUUACGUCCAUAAAAACUAUCAAAACAAAAUAUGCGGAUCAAUAUAACAAUCUUAAAAAGUUAAAAACAGUUACAAUAGUGACCACCACUGAUCAAUAUCCUGAUGGUUCAUCAAACAUGAAGGUUAAUACAAGCAUAUCUUUAACAGAUUUAUGUAUACCUGAAGUUGAUAAUAGUCACGAUCUUAAAGAUUUUACAUGUUUAGAAGAUAGACAAGUAAAUGUGGAAAAACAGGAGAAAACUUGUGUGGUUAACGGUGAAAAUAUAAAACAGCUUGUAACUACCACAACAACCGAUGAGGUAUUAUCUAAACUUGACAAAAGCCAGAGGAAAUUAAAGAGAACUAUUGAAACUGUGACAGAAUCUACUUUACCCAAUGGAUUCAUAGAAGUUACUAAAGACAUUAGCAUUUCAAUAUCGGAUUAUCUAACAGAGCCUGAUAAACAACACUUCGAGGGUUUUACGUUGCUAUGCCGACCUAAAGAAGAAACUACUACAUCUCGUGAAAAUAUUGAAAUGAAUGGAGUAUUAAUAAAACGUCAAAUAACUACAACUAAAACUUAUGAAGAAUUUGUGGAUGAAGUUGAAAGUCUCAAAAAAACAAAAACUACUAUAAAAGAGAUUACUGAAGACGAGUAUCCAGAUGGCUCAAUUAUUUCUAAAACUAGUGAAAAAGUGUCAGUUUUUGACGAACCGUAUGAAGUAAAAUUUGUCGGUGAUAUAAAUACAAAGUUGCAAUCAAAAGAAGAUUUAUUAAAAAAAUCAUAUCUAAAAUCAUCGCAAAACUCCGAUGUACUUUUAACCAAACAAUCAGUUGAGGACUUAGAGCAACUGGAAAACAUGGGUAAAGAUAUUCAUACCGACACAAAAGAAGGGUUUGUUUUGCGUGAUGGAAAAUCACUACGACAAAUCAUUAAAACUACUACGACAAAAGAACUCAUGUCAUCUGAAGAUGACGCAAGAAAGAAAAUAAAAACAACAGUGGAAACAACCACUGAAACUGAGUUACCCAAUGGAAGUACUGAAGUUGUAAAAGAUGUUAAAGUUUCAAUAGCUGAAUAUGGAAAUAGCAUUUCUGAAGAAAAUUUACAUGGUUAUUUUAUAAUUGGAGAGCCAGAUAUAAAGACAGAAUCAGUGUCAGAGCGCGUUGUUGACAACGGAACCGAAAUUACAAGAAGAAUUACUAUAACUACUACCAAACAAAUGUUUCAAAAUACCACAAGUUUCAAUAGAAGACUUAAAACAGUAGUUGUAACUAUUACAGAAGAUGCCUAUCCUGAUGGCACUGUUUUAACAAAAAAAAGUGAAAGAAUAUCUAUAACCGAUAUUUCAUCUGAAAAUUUGACAACAGAUGAAGCAGAUCGUGUAGAUCCUAAAGGUGAUUUAGAAACUGUCGAGGCUACGACUGAAGAAUCAGAUGUAAAAAAAGAAAUAGUUCUUAAAGACUCUGAAAAAAUUAACCGUACCAUAACUACUAAAACUAAGCGAGAAACGUUGGGUUCCAAAGAUAAAAAUAUACGGCGAUUAAGAACAACUGUUGAAACAAUUACAGAAGAUGAGUACCCAGAUGGAUCCGUUGAAACAACAAAAGAUGUUAAAAUAACAAUUUCAGAAUUUCAGAAGGCUAAUGAUAAUGAUUUACAGGCUGCAUUAGAUGGUUUUAUAGUCACGGGAAAAGUAAGAAAUUUCGUUGACAAAAAAACAAAUAUUAUCACUGACAAUUUAUCAAAAAUUACUCAGAACAUCACAACUCACAUUACUAAAGAAGAACUUAAUAACAAAACUACAAAUGAGGUGGCCGUUAGAACAGUUACACAAACUGUAACAGAGAAUAUAAAGGAAGAUGGAUCAAUCGAGACUACCAAAGAUGUUCGUACGCAAAUCGCUUAUUUACCAGAAGGGAUGCUUUUCGAAGAUCUUACGCCAGAAGAAGGUGAGGUCAACAUUACCAUCCAAGACAAAGAAAGCCCAAAGGUUGUUAAACCAAUUAUUAAUGAAUUAAAUAUUAUGCCAGUUGAACAAAAACACCAAGAAAUUGAACCUAAAAAGAAACGAUCGCCUGUGGGUGAAAUAACUACCGAAACUGAAACAUUUAAUAAAAUAAUAAAAGAAGAUGAUAAAGAAAUUCAUCAAACAGUAACAGUCGUGACUACAAAAGAAGUUAUUACUCCUGAGAAAGUAAAAGUUACUGUAGAAACAACAACUGUGUCUAAGGGGAGCGACGGUGUAACGAAAACAACAAAAUCAACAAAAACAACGAUAUCUGAAAUUAAAGAAGAGUAUGAAGAGAUAAUUGAUACAGGGGACUAUGAUAAAUCUCCUUCCAAAUAUUCAUCUAAGGCAGGCGAUAUGCGUAGUUCAUCUGUAACUAGUGACUAUUUAGAUCAGCUCGAUAUGGCUACUCCACCUUCAGACAUUAGUUCUCGGGAAUCAAGAGUAGCUACACAUGUAUGGGGAACAGAAAGUAGUGGCAUGUAUUACAGUGAUGAGGAUGGACAGGCUAGUCCAAGUAGCACAAAAUCUCAAAUAGCCCAUUCUCCCAAGUCAAACCUCAGUUUUGAAUUACCACUUCAACAACAAGAUCAAAACGAUCCCAUGUCUAUGUCAGUAUAUGGUCAACUUCCCGGUGAUUUUGGAGAAUAUUCUGAAGACACGGGGCCUUCUUUAAAAACAAUUACUGGUGACUUCUUGACACAUGAGAAAAUUAAAACAGAUAGUGAUAAUUCAAAUGAAGAUAUAUCCGUUUCCAGGUUUUUAAAAGAAGCUGAUGAACAAUUUGAAAAAGCUAUUGAAGAGCACAAAAAAAUCAGUGGUUCGACAGUUAUUUCUAGUAUAACAGCUAAGUAUGAAUUAGACCAAGAUAGUCAGGCUAGUGGUAGUAAAGAAACUUCUAAAUCGCAGGAGUCAACAGUAACGCUCAGGGAAUUUAGAUCAGACUCGAAGAAAUCAAGUUUAGAUCGUGAUGAAAAUACAAAAAUGUCUAGUACCAAAUCUCACGAGUCAUCCAAAGAUCCAAUUGAAUCCUGGGGUAAACCACUCGGAUUACCGAGUCCAAUUUUACCUUCGGAUGGCAAAAGUACUCCAAAAAAACAAGCUGCAAGCUCAUCUGUAGCAAACAAAAAUAAAAUGAAUCAGGAUAAAAACAAAGAAGGCAGAGUGACAGAAUCUCCAAGUAAAAAGAAGACACCGACGCCUAUUUACAUGGACUUAACCUAUGUUCCACAUCACGGAAAUUCCUACUACUCUGCCAUGGAAUUUUUCAAACGUGUUCGGGCUCGUUAUUACGUGUUUUCGGGAACAGAGCCUUCUAAGGAAAUAUACAAUGCACUGUUAGAUGCCAAGAAAACGUGGGAAGAUAAGAAUUUAGAAGUGACAAUCAUACCUACCUACGACACCGACGUUCUCGGCUAUUGGGUAGCGGAGAACGAAGAAGCCCUCGAGAAAUAUAAAAUAGACCUUUCGCCUUCUGCUUCACGGUGCACCAUCAACCUACAAGACCAUGAGACCUCCUGCGCCGCCUACAGGCUAGAGUUCUAGGUGUCGGGUCUAUUUGUUGACUUCUCGUCGAAGAAGUAAGCUUCCCUCUUUUCUGUAAGUGAAUCGAGGCCACACGUUGUUAAAUUCGUGUAGUCUCGAUUCACUAAUAUUUAGCGCGAGGACACAUCCGAUGAGAAUGUUUACAAAUAGAUGCUUAUAUGUGAUAUACUUUAGACAGACUGUUGUGAAAUUUUAUUAAUUGUAGAUAUUGUAUACUCAGAACAUCAAACUAUACUCCAGCUUAAUAUUUCGGACAUGAGUCGAAUCCUAAUGAGACGUCCUCGAUCGCAUCCAUCAAUUUUCGACCUAAUAACAAAAACGUCCAUUUUUUUCUAAACUGUUUUCUAGUAGCAACAUAAAUACAUGCCAUUUAAAAUCUUAUAUUUCUGAUAAAUUUUAGUAUUUGGUCUUAUACAAUCAGUAGUGCUUUUAUAUACGAUUUUUAGCAUAACCAGUCCAUUUUGUUUAGCCAAAACAACGCUUGUGCGAAAAAUCUAAAUUUUUGUAAAAAUUAUUUUGCUAUCGCAUUGUGAGAUUUAAAAAAGAAUACGAUUUUGAAACGACUCGGCCGCAGCCGCCGGCUUUAUACGGACGUGAUUACGAACAAAUUCGAUUAAAAUAUAGCGACGAUCAAUACUCAUUUGUGAGAUUUUCCUGAGCUACAUAAUUUUUUACGACCAGAGACUAAUUGAAAUAUAUAGAGGUCUUCAAAAGACACUGUGCAUUAUGCACCCAUUGUUUGAUAGAAGUAAUAUAAUUGUUUCUUCUGAUUAGGAAGGCAAAAUCUGUUUAAUGUUAUAAUAAGUAAACCUCUGUCAGAUAAUUAAAAAAAUAUCCUCAUUAUUUCUUUAAUUAUUUCGUCAGAUUACAUUCGUAUAAUGCACAAAAAUAGUACUAAUUGAAUAUAGCUCGAAAUAUUAUUAGAUACGCCCAAAGCCUGCAUGGGACUUCUAAUGAGUAUCGAGUAAUUAAAAAUGAAUUCAUAGAUAAGUUCGUGCCACUACUGAGAAAAGUUUUCACCGAUACAGGAUGUUAUUAUAAUUUUGAAGUCAUUAAUAAUUCACCUAAGUGAUGUAAUGUGCGUCUUUACAUCGGUGAAUCUUACCUUGGAAUGUUCAAGAUCAGUUUUUGCCUUUCUAAACAUUUAACGAGCCUAAGACGAUAGAGCUUAAUUCAUAAUAUAAAAAGGUUUAUUAGAAAUACUAAAUACAGCUGAGUUGUGUUGAUAUUUAAUUUAUAUAUACCAUCUCUAAUACCUAUUAGAUAUACAGUUUUGGUGUUUAUUAAAUUUAUUUCGUGUUAUGGUGACUCAUCAAACAUUAGAAUCUCUAACCUUUUUUUACAGUUAAAAUUAAAUUCAAUAAACAAAUUUCUAGUCGAGUCCCAAAUAUAAAAAUAUAGAUACAUAGUAUUAUAAUACGUUCCUAUUUGCAUUGAUUUUUGACAUAAAUAAUUUUGUUAUUAAAUAUUUAUUAUUGGUGUAACGUAUUCAACGUAAUUCCUCUAUAUUGAGUGUAUAGUGCGAAUGGUGAGCGAAUGGUCAUUAUACCGUCUAGUCUAGGACAUAAGCUUGGACUGUUCUCAUAAUAAUAUAAAAAGUCUCCAUAAUUUCAUUUUUGCCAAUGAAAAUAAACCUUUAAGUCAAUUAUUUUAAGUCAUCCGUAGCGUUAAGCUAAUCUUAUGAAACUACUAUUGCUUUCUUUGCCAAACCUACCUAUAGAGAACUUUCUGUAUAUUACACGCACCAGCACAAUGUAUUUAUGUUUAAAAACGAACGUUUGUAAGGACAAAACUACUAUUAAUUCUAUAAAUACUAUAUAUUUUUAUGUACGAAUAACAGUUUAUUUAUAAUUAUUUUUCUUAUAUGGCUAUAAUAUAUUGCGUGUUGACUUGUGUGAGUGAUAGUAUUUUGCUUAUAACAAUUGGACCGGUACAGAGGGUGACUAACUUGCGUGAGAUGGAAUAUCCGGUCAUCGGCUGCUAGCGAUACAUCAUCCAACAACAGUUAUAAGAUCACAAUUCCCCUAGCAUUUUUUUUACUAGAUAUAAAUGUUCCAAAUCGAUCUCACUUCUGGCUGAAGGCUUUUUAUUGCUUUCAUAUGUGGAGAUGAUGUAUCGGAAGUAGUUGAAGACAAGCUUUAUGAGUGCUAGUUUUAGCCUUUUCCUCUCGGAUGUCUAAUAAUUUCAGUUGGCUUUUUAGCCGGACCCGAGAUUUACUAUUGUAUUUAUAGCUAGAAGUCUAAUUAAUGCAUAUUAUUAGGAAUAUUAAAAUGUUGUUAAUUAAGAAUUGUAUCAGCUUAGAAAACAUCAAUAGCUCUGAAUAAAGUCAUUAUUAAAAUUAUUAAAUGUUGCAUUUUUCAAACGCGUGUGUUAGUUUUGUCUGCUGUUACAAAAUUAAUUAUAUCUAUAUCAAAGUUAAUUAUAAUGUUGUAUUAAUGUUCAGAUAUCCGAAAGGGUGUU